Papaver somniferum (opium poppy) is the source of this 1802-nucleotide messenger RNA. RefSeq names its product basic leucine zipper 61-like. Gene Ontology annotation, cellular component: nucleus. Gene Ontology annotation, biological process: positive regulation of DNA-templated transcription. The transcript is spliced from 4 exons. The record is from RefSeq and is a predicted model, not a curated record. Bases 335 to 1258 code for a protein of 307 amino acids. Gene Ontology annotation, molecular function: DNA binding; DNA-binding transcription factor activity. Lineage: Eukaryota; Viridiplantae; Streptophyta; Magnoliopsida; Ranunculales; Papaveraceae.
GAAAAACAAACACACAAACAUUAACCAAAUUCUAGCCUUCUAGAGAGAGAUAGAGAGAGAGAUAUCCAAUUCCAAACAAAGAGAUAGACACUGAAAAAGAAAUAUAGAAAAAACAUAAUCAACGACAACAACAACCAAUAACAAGUUUCUAAGUAAUGAGAAGUGGAGAUAAAGAGAUUCAUCUGUUUGUUGGUUGGUUAUUUGUUUGUUAAGAUUCAUUGAUAUAAUUCUAGUUUGUUUUUUUUAGCCUAUCAACUUCUAAUCUCUCAUUUCUCAAACAAUACUCUUCUUCUCUCUCUAAAACAUUAUAUUCUGUUUUAGAGAGAGAUAGACAAUGGCUCAAUUACCACCAAAAGUUCCAAACAUGACACAAAAUUGGCCAAAUUUUCAUCAUCAAAAAAUGCCAUCAUUGGGUAAUUUGAUGCCAACAGCAGCAGCAAAUGGUAGUACUCAACAACAGCAACAACAACAUUCACCGUCAUGGGUAGAUGAGUUUCUUGAUUUUUCAUCAACAAAAAGAAAUGCACAUAGAAGAUCUGCAAGUGAUUCAAUAACAUUUCUUGAAGCGCCAUUUGUGGAAGAAUGUAGAGCUAAUUCAGCUGGUUUAAGGCCUGGUAAUAAUGAGUUUGAUAGAUUGGAUGAUGAACAACUUAUGUCCAUGUUUUCAGAUGAUAUUUCAACCACUAUACCUCAAAAUCUAUCUUCAUCAAACCCUUCUACACCUUCUGAUCAUAAUAGUAUUAAUGACGAUAAACCUACACCGUCUGAUCAACAACAACAACUUAAGAAUGAAUCAGGAGAAGUACAGAGUUCAUGUCAAUCAGACCAAGUUCCUCCACCUAAUUCCAAUGGUGAUUCAAUUAUCGAUCCUAAAAGGGUUAAGAGAAUUUUGGCUAACCGACAAUCGGCACAACGAUCACGAGUGAGGAAACUACAAUACAUAUCCGAGCUCGAAAGAAGCGUGACAUCGUUGCAGACGGAAGUAUCAGCAUUGUCACCUCGAGUUGCAUUUCUAGACCAUCAACGCCUUGUUCUAAAUGUUGAUAACAGUGCUCUAAAGCAAAGAAUUGCGGCUCUAGCACAGGAUAAGAUUUUCAAAGAUGCUCAUCAAGAAGCAUUGAAGAAGGAAAUAGAGAGAUUAAGACAAGUUUAUCACCAGCAAAAUCUAAAGAAAAUGAACAACAGCAACAACAAUUCAUCAACUGACAAUCAGAACCAAAACGGUACUGAUCAAGAGGAUCAGCAACCAAUCAACUGAUCAUGAUCUAGUGGUGGUGGUGGUGGUGGUAAGACGGAAGAAUGGACAUUCACGUGAUGUGCUUCUCUUCUUUCAUUUGUCAAAAGUGGGGCUUAUCUAUCUCUGACAAGCUUACGAAGAAUGGAAAACUGUAGGAAUAUGGCAUGUGGACUAAUGAUUUUUUUCUUUUUUUUUUUAGAGAUUUGGGUUAUUGUUAUGAGUUAAAAUCAUUUUAAUUCUGUUAAUGUUUUAGGAAUUGGGUGUUAAUGGGGUGGGAAGCAUAAUGUUGGUGAUGAUUUUUUAAUAUUUUUGGUAAAUUUAUGAAGAACAAUUCUUUCUUCAUUUUUGGUGGGGGAUGGGUUUUAGUGUUUGGCUUUUUAAAGGUUAGGGGUAUGAUGGGGGGUGGGAAGGGUAGUGUGCUUUCAUGUCUUGAUUGUUUGUACCCUUAUUUAUUUUUAGUGUUUUCUUUCUUUCACUUGGAUGUAACUCUGUAAUAAUGUUUACAUGCCACUGUUAUUGUUUUUAUUUUGUAGAAUGAAGAAAAAGAAAACAAAAAAAUAUUGUA